GUAGUAGUAGCAGCAGCUCCGCGGUAAGAGCAUACCGUAGCACCUCCCGUUUCGUUGCUUCGCGGCCAUACGGCUGUCGGGUGCACUUUCGUACGCCUCGUCGUCGACGUCCUCUCGUCGCUCAGUCGGCCGGCCGCGACACGACGCUCGAUCAGCUGUUACCCGGUCUCGGCAGAUCGCCGAUGUGCUCCGCUCGGACGCCGCUGCCCCGAGAGUUUCCUCUUUCUCCUCCUCCUCCUCCUCCUCCUCCUCCUUCCUGCUCCUCCUUCUCCUCCUCGCCAUGGUCUUCCCGACCCACGGAAUCGUCCCGCGAUCUCUCUCGAUCUCGCUGCCGGUCGCCGUGAGUAAAGCUGGAAUGAGACGGUGAUGGUCUUAGGAGGACACAUCGUGGAAUAAGUCCACGGAUCACUGCGGUUCCUUCUUCGGUCCAAGUCGCGAUUACUUCGUCUCGUUUCGUCCCGUGGAAAUCACGUGCGAGGGCGCACGUCGGGUUGAUCGGAGGUUGCUUCGGACGUGGAGAUCGGUUUCACACCGGGAGAGUGUCGUCUAGAGAGGUUCGGGGGAAGAGGUCAAUUGAAGAGAGAGAGAGAGAGAGAGAGGGAGUGAGGGAACUCCGUAAAAGACUGUCGCAUGUUUCUACGAGCUCCGGGAGCGGUAGUGAUGGAUGAACAAGUGUCCCACUCGUGUCCGAGAAACAGCACAGACAGCCGAGAUACUUGGGCGCUUCCGCGUGGAAAACCCCUUUCUCAAAGGCUUGACACAGCUCCGCGACUCUAGUUCCCUCUUGAAUUCCCUUCCUCCUUCUGUUAUUCCCGAUUUCUGUUGUCCUCCAUCUGCCUGCCUGCCUGCCUCCCUACCUGCCGAUCACAGCUCUCGCGCAGUGCAACUCGAUGUGUGUUGUCUCGCUUCUCAACGUGCACGUGUGCAGUGUGGUCUCCGCGCGAGCGCAAAGUUCGGACGGGAUUUCGCUCGCGGGUUGUGACAUGUGUGAUUCGUCGAGUGCUUGAAGUGGUGUACAUAAACGAGUGGCGCGAAACUGUUUCGCGCGCGUCUCUUAAUAUUCCCGUAACGGCAAACUGGAGGUCCUAGGCAUGUUUCCGCCGCGUACGGAGGCGCCGACAGCCGACAAGCUGACGCUGUGCUACGCGCCCCACGUCGACAUGACGACGGUCAUCGAGGUCGAGGACCGUCUGACUGGUCAUGGGGGCAUUUCCUCGCUGGGCGGCGGGAACUCGUCGCCCUAUUCCGGUGCCCAUCACCACGGACACCGGGGAAACGGAAACAGCGGCGGCAUGCCCCACCACGGGGGCGCCUCGUUGCCGACUGCCUCCGACUUCCAACCACCUUACUUUCCACCCCCGUUCCCCUCGCACCACCAUGCGCCCGCCAGCCCCCAGCACCCCAGUCUCGGCCAACCGCAACACCUGGAUUACCUCGUCGGCGAUCCCUACACGCAAACGCUCAACACGCUGCACCAGCACCACUACAAUCACCUGAGCGCCGCCGUCACCGCCGGCCAGAGGAGCGGCGAUCUCAGGAGAGACGCCGAAGGCAUCCACGUGACGAACAUGCACGCGUCGUUCCCAUACGACGGCGGACGUAGCAGCGGCGGGGGUGGUGGCGGCGGAGGCGGCGGCGGCGGUGGAGGUGGUGGAGGUGGAAGGGGCGUCGAGUAUGGCGCCGUACGUCGUCCUGACGCCCUCCUACCGCCUCCGGGCCUCGACCAAACCGACCUCGUUCUGCACAGCAGCCUCGUUGACGACCCCCAGGUGAGCGACGAUAACACAAACGUGGACGAUGGAGGGUUCAUGAACGACCUGCCGCUGUUAAAAAAUAUGAAACCAUCGGACAGGAGCGAGAAGGGCAUGUUGUCCGGAAAUGCGCAACCGUCGGACGUGUUCUGUUCGGUCCCGGGACGAUUAUCGUUACUAAGCAGCACCAGCAAGUACAAAGUUACGGUAGCAGAGGUACAAAGACGGCUAUCGCCUCCGGAAUGCUUGAACGCGAGUCUCCUCGGUGGCGUACUACGAAGGGCGAAGUCCAAAAACGGCGGACGUCUGCUUAGGGAAAAGCUGGAAAAAAUCGGCCUAAAUUUGCCAGCCGGUAGAAGGAAGGCGGCCAACGUCACGCUCUUAACAUCCUUAGUGGAAGGAGAAGCCAUUCACCUCGCCCGAGACUUCGGCUACGUGUGCGAGACCGAGUUCCCCGCGAAGCAGGUCGCCGAGUAUCUCAGUCGGCAGCAUUGCGAGCCGCAGGAUUCUUAUAGGAGGAAAGAACUUCUUCAUGCCACCAAACAAAUCACCAAAGAGCUGAUGGACCUUCUGAACCAGGACCGAUCGCCGCUUUGCAAUACGCGACCGCAACACAUCCUCGAUCCAAGUAUACAGAGACAUCUCACUCAUUUCUCGCUCAUAUCACACGGAUUCGGAAGUCCCGCGAUCGUGGCCGCUUUAACGGCUAUACAGAAGUUCCUAAGCGAAUCUUUGAAUCAUCUGGAAAAGAUGUACCCGGGGAACGGUAGCGGCGUGACAAGCAGUCAACAGUCGAAUCUCGACACGAACAAAAGCAAGGACGGCACGUUGAUGAACGACAUGAAGAAGUGACGCCCGGAAGACCCGCCUACCUCGAACGUGGUCACAUCUAUCAGGCAUUCCUGGCCGUACGAAUGAGCCUGGCCGCGCGUCAAGUCCGUCGCGGAAAGCUCUCUCGCAGUGGACCACUGGAAGAACCGCGUACACGUGUCGUAGACGAACGCGCGUCGCAUGUGCGGCAAGGUACUCGCGACACGUCGCACCGCGUGCAACGGCGCCGUACGCCCGAGGUUGGCUGGUCGUGAAGGCUUCUCUGUUAGGCAAUUCGACACGCAGGGUAUGCGUAUGUGCGAUGUAACGUGCAAUCAGGGAUAUUAGUCGGCGGUUAGGGAACGGGACGACGAAAAUUCUCGCUCGUUUACGGAGCCUGUCGGGAACAUAGGGAUGAGGGACUCGACUCUUUUUCGCUGGUCGCCUUUUCCGGUAUAUACGGUUCUUCUGUCUCUUUUUUUUUAUUUCGCAAUCUCUACGCGUUGUAAAUGUUGACGAUUAUCUUUUGCAAGCCCGUCAUCUUAUUUUAUAGUCGUGUAGUUAAUAGUCGCGACUGAAGUAUCGUUAUCUUUUGUACGGGGUGAAAAGUCGUGCUGGUAUACAAGCGCGGCUACAAUAAGUAAAGAAACUAAUAAAUACGCGUGUAUACACACACACACACACAUAUACGAUGAACAGGAAGAGGGGUGGAAAAGACGCUACGAGUAUGUAAAGAAUAUAGCGUGGAACUUCAUCCGAUUCCCUCGUACCGUUGAUCUUCGUUUCUGUCGAAAAUUUCGCGCGCGAAAAGCGCGACUUGUAAAAAGAAGGAGAGGCGAAAGAGUUGUAUGAAGGUAAUUUCGCGAGGAUAAUUACGAUAGAGUCGUCGAACGCAAGGAACUUAGUGCAAUUGUUACUAUUAAUGUUAAUUCGAGCAAUUUCCCUGCAACCGUUCUCGCGAAUCCGAUAGUUUUACGUAUGUCGUAGCGAUUGAUGAGCAGCAAUCUGCGAUACAAGUAAAGCUCAUAGAUUGGUUAAAAGCACGAGCGAGAAAAGGACAUUUGUUCAAUCGACAAGGAGGAAUCACGAAAAGAUAAAAAAAAACUGGUCAAGAAAAGAAUUUAUCAUCCUCCUUUCAAUUUGAUAUUUCGAGUUGUCGAGUUUCUACAGUUUGCUUGUAGUAUUAGAAAUUGUUCCUUUUCUCUCUCUCUUAGAAAACUUACCUGGACCAGCGAUCCUUUUUACGUACAGACGAAACAGCGUCAAAGUGCAACUUACUCCUCGGUAACCGACGUAUCGGUCAUCUCAGCUGGUAUCAAUCACAAUGGAGCGUCGUGCGUGUGAUUGACCGCAAUAGAACGACGUGAAAACCCGAGGAAUGGUCGAGAUCAAAGUCCCUUCGACAACAUUCCAAACGCGUCCGCAGGGAAAACUAACGAUUUCGUUGUGCAAUGCGUGUUUUUCUUGAUUUCACGAUCUUUAUGACUACCAUUUUCUCGAUUCAGAAGCAAUCGCGAUUAAGAUUGAACUGUGUUCGCUCGUUAUUCAACAUUAUCGACUUAUUGUCAGCGAUUUAGACUCUCUUUCGAGGGACCGUGUACGAGACCAUUCCUGAGGUCAUUAAAAUGCGUGCCAAUGCGAAACUUGCCAUUAAAAAGAUGUGCCAAUAUCGAUAUCGAGCUACUAACGUAAGCGACAAGCGGCCGAGAUAGAGCGUGAAAGAACGAAGUAUUCAUUUCGUCGAACACGCACGUGACGCGCGCGACACGUUUCGUUUCUCGAGUGCGACGCACACACGUGUGCUCGUCAGCUGCGUGUAUCUCGGACUGACUCGCCAGUCACGAGAAAUUGUAUGAAGUACAAUACCAGGUGAACCUGAGACAUAUCUAACUUUGUAAUUAAAUCUUAGGCGUAUGUAAAUGUAAGAUUUAAAAAGAACAGAGCACAGAACGGAGGAAGAAAAGAGGGAGAUAGCAAGAGAAAGGAUAAAAUGGGACAGCCAGAGAGAAACAGAGAGAGAAGAAGAAGAUGAAGAGAAAGAAAGAAAGAAAGAAAGAAAGAAAGAAAGAAGGGGCAACCUGACCCGGGCGCCUCGAGUCGUCGCGGAUUAUGUACAGAAUAUUUGAAUCUUUCUUGUGAUAUAAUCGUACAUUAUUAAGAUGUAAACCGAUAAAAGGUACUAUACAUUCCAUGUUUUUUCAUAGAGGCGGAGUAUUAGAGAUGGUGGUCGUGGAGAGAGUGCGAGAGAAACCGGUUCGUCGUCGUGUGGUAUCCAACGAUCGAUGUCGCAGUCACGAACAUUCACGUCUUAUGGUGUUACCGCGGACAGAGGUGACUCUUCAGGAAGGAUUCAGCGUGAGCCUUAAAGCCGAGAGUCUCGUAACCCAUCUACGAGUCUAACCGUAUAUCUGUACGCAUGCGAGCCCGCCCGCCACCCUUUCUCUCCUCGCGAGGAUCUUACAUUCACAUUCUCACGUGUUGUGCGUAGCACUCUUUCUCUUUAUCUUUUACUUUCCCCUUUCUCUCUCUCUUUCUCUCUCGGCGAUACGGCAACGGAUCCUCGCGAGUACGAGGAGGAACCUCUCGUGCACGCGAGGCUUCUAUGAGCGCGCGUCUUUGAGCACCGAGGCGAUCGAGGCGUCGUUGCCUCGCCACGCGGUGAUGGAGUCACCUCUGCGUCCACGGCUGUACGCGAAAACGAUUUUGUAAAUGUUAAAACGCAUCCACCCACGCGAAAUCCUCAUCCCCUGCCUCCGCCCCUUCCCGAGAAUCUGGCGUCUCUGAUACUGCAUUUGCAUCUGUAUCGCGUAUAAUUUUAUGUUCGUACGCCACACUUCGCGCCACAGUAACACGCAAGUAACUUCGUUAAUAAUAUAGUACAUAAAUCUAGGAGACGUAUGUACGAGAGAGGAUCGGUAACGUGAUCUUUAUUAUGCGUGCGGCUUUACGCUUUCGUAACAGCUUCGCGUCGCGCGACAGGAACUGCGUCAGAAUAUCGCGGAGGCAAUACCGGGAGGUAAUGACUCGUGAAUGAAUGUGAAUAAAGAUCGCUCUGCUAACGAUCGCAGCCGUACCGAAACGCAUUCUCAACGCACGUUACAGGAAACGUCACUAAUUUGAUAUUGUGAAAUCGUUGAUGAAUAAAACGACGCAUACACGAGAGAAGAAUAUGCAAAAGACAGGACGCGAUGAUUAUUUAAUUAAUUAUUACGAAUGAAGAAAGUAUGACCGAAAUUUUUUAGCAUGCGUUUCAACAGAUACAAGAUAUAUUGUGUGGACAUUCCGUAACGCGGUGCUUCGACCGCGCUCUAAAGUAAACGAAAAUAGUGAAACGAAGCAACUUCCGGCUCCCAGGUCAUAUACGCAGAGGGAUUAGUUAGGGAAAAAUUAGGAAAAAGAAGAAAAAAAAUGGGAAAGCUCGACAUCUUAUUUUCACUCACGACUACUUAGGCGAUUUGUUAGAAGCUAAGGACUCCCGUAAAUUAAUACUUAUUUAUAAUCCUUAGGACGGCCGUAGAAAUACGUUUUUCUACCAGAAUUUCUGUGCCAACUGCAAAGAAUGUUGUAGAUGAUUUUUGUUUCAAGUUGAAGCAUCAUUCUAAUCUUGUAAGAUACUCACAGAUAUACCUUUAUUAAAUAUAUUUGAAUUUUUCGUAGUAUAUUAUAUUCUGAUAUUGAUUAUACAGUUCAUUUUUGUAUAUUGGUGUGUGAUAAAUAAAUAAGAAUAUUGUUUCUAAGCAAUUCCUCGUGAUGAAAAGUAACUACACCUGUCGUAUACGAAAGCACAUGCGAACGUAAAAAUUCAAGCGUGUGAGGAAUAAUGAUUUUCAGAAAGAGGACCGGGAUUUUCACACCAACGGAUUCGCGAAUUUGCUUGGAAGAGAUUAAACGAAGAAGCGAAAGAAAGAUAUGUCUCAGACGUCACUCACGGACACGCGCGCGGUGUUCCGUAAAUCGACGUGGUCAACGAUAAAUUUUUGUCUGCCACUGAUAAAUUUUGAGAGCUCGCUUAAGGCUCUUGGCCCCUCACAUUGUCUAUCUUUUUUUAAUGGCGUCAGAAGCGAGAGGCCAGGAGCCUUAAACAGUAUUUAAGGAGACGAAUGUUCUCCUUAUAUAUAAUCCGUAAAUCUGUCCUUAUAUGGCUAUAGUUAUGCAAGAAUGAUCUAAUCAAAACAAAAUAAUGAUUUUUUACUUUUGUCUUUACUUUUUUUACCAAUGGAUAGUCCAUGCAUGUCUUUCUAUAUAAAAUAAAAAAAGAUCCAAGUCCGAUAAGCAUUUGAAAUGAAUUAAAAAUAGU
Messenger RNA from Odontomachus brunneus, 6858 nucleotides. It is a transcript of the gene TfAP-2, whose product is annotated as transcription factor AP-2-epsilon. Gene Ontology annotation, cellular component: nucleus. Gene Ontology annotation, molecular function: RNA polymerase II transcription regulatory region sequence-specific DNA binding; DNA-binding transcription factor activity, RNA polymerase II-specific. The transcript has 10 exons. Gene Ontology annotation, biological process: regulation of cell population proliferation; anatomical structure development; regulation of transcription by RNA polymerase II. Lineage: Eukaryota; Metazoa; Arthropoda; Insecta; Hymenoptera; Formicidae. Bases 1092 to 2603 code for a protein of 503 amino acids. The record is from RefSeq and is a predicted model, not a curated record.